UCUUUUAUGAUGGCUGCCUCCACGGACAUACCACUUAUUAUUAUUUAAAGACAACAGUUGCGAUAAUCUAGGUUAAAAGAAGCUUGUUCGACAGUAUUUUAUUUGUUGUUGUUUAUUACUGAGUACCUGGUCGUUAAUGAGUCAAAAAGGAAAAGAAAUAAGGAUGAUUACCAGUCAACUCAAACAGGUGACUCUGUCAUCAGGGUUCCUCAGUCUAAUACGACACUACACCUUGAAGCCUUGCUGUGGACCUUUGAGCUGGUACAGGGGAACUGCUUCCAUCAAUACAGAGAAAAAACAUUUCAAUAAUUUUUCUGCAAUACAGUCCCAAGCACUGUCACGCAGACAAGAGAAAGAAUCGCCAAAGAAAUGUUCACAGCUUCCAUGCUUUGAUCUGCCAUUUAACAAGAGGCCAUUGCAUAUGAAAGGAGUCAGCCCUUUUGUGAAACAUGCUACUUUUACACAGACUAACUUAAGUCACUUGCAAUUUGGGAAGAGAUCAUUACAUAGUCAAGAAAUAAAUCCAAAUGUGAAGCACCAUACCUUGAUAUAUGAAGCAUGUAAAGACACAUUUUACUAUAUCAUAUUUUUAAAAGUGUUUUUAGCUGCGGUUGGAGCACAUAUCCUUUUAUUUUACUCCCGUAUGGAUGUUGACAGAGAUUCUAAUGAAGGGGAGCUUAGUGAUAAGCGUGAAGGAUGGUACCAGAAACCAUGGCUCCAUUUAGGGUUGCAGUUGGGUGUGUUUGGGAUAAUGCUGAUUUUAAUCAUGCCACGAAUAAGGUACACAAUUUCAGAGAUUGUGUUGCUGCCUGGAGGACAGGGAGUGGAAAUUAAACAUUAUCGUCUCCUUGGCAGAGCAAGGAAAAUAGAAGUUCCUGUUAAGUACAUCAGCGGAUUACAACACAGAGAAUCAGAGAGUACAAUUCCACUGCAAAUAUACAAAGAGACAUAUUGGUUAAGGAAAGGGACUUAUCACCAUCCCCAGCUAUAUGACCACCAUAUAGGCAUUCACAGAAAGUUUUCAGAAGAGGACUGAUUAUGGGACCAUUCCCACAGAUAUGUGGAUCAAUCUAUCUCCCUGGGGAGUCCACUAAAUUGCUAUCAACUU
This is a messenger RNA of Lingula anatina, 1108 nucleotides long. RefSeq lists its product as uncharacterized. NCBI's taxonomy places the organism in Eukaryota, Metazoa, Brachiopoda, Lingulata, Lingulida, Lingulidae. Gene Ontology annotation, cellular component: mitochondrion. The record is from RefSeq and is a predicted model, not a curated record.